GAAAACUUCAUCUCUUUUUUUUCCUCUCCCUUUCCCUCCCUUCCCCUCCCUCGAGCUGCACAGCCACAAGCCGAGCAUGACUAACCCUUGCAAAGCCUUCACCAGUGGCUCCCUCUCCUCCUGGGAGGUGUCAGGGAAGAUGAGCAGAGGAAAAGCCGCCAGCACAUCCCCGGACUGCCUGGGCCGCUGCAGUCCCAGCGAGGUGGCCAGCAAUGGCUACAGCUCGCUCAGCCUCCACGGAGAUGGUGGAUACCGAUGCUCCUCUUACCCUUCCUUCUCCAUCGACGGGAGACUCCUGGCCCCCGUGCACCUCGAUAUCGACCCCGACUUCCAAGCCAUGCGGCAGCAGGAGAAGGAGGACAUCAAGCUGCUCAACAACCAGUUUGUGACCCUAAUUGAGAAGGUUCAGUGCUUGGAGCAACAGAACAAGGUCCUGACGACAAGGUGGAACUUCCUGAAGGAUCAAGACAAUUCCCACUCCGAGUCAGACAUCAAGGCCAUCUACGAUCAGUACAUGAGCAAAAUGAAUCAAGAGAUGAAGGCGCUCAACUACGAGCAGGAAAAUCUUGAGCUGGAGCUGACAAAGGUCCUGAGCACCAUGGAUGACUUCCGAAGCAAAUACGAGGACGAAAUUCGCCUCUGUAGUGGCAUGGAAUACACCUUCACGGAGCUCAAAAAGGAUUUAGAUGUGAGCUCCUUGCACAGAACUGAGCUGGAGGUAAAACUCAACGGGCUCCGAGAGCUGAUGGAGUUGAAGAAAACCAUUUACGAGCAGGAACUCGAGGAGCUGCUGACAGAAAUUAAGGACAUUUCUGUUGUACUGGGAAUUGACAACGCAUGCAAACUCGAUCUGAGCAGAAUUGUGGAAGAAGUGAGGGCCCAGUACGAAGCCCUGGCUCUUCGGAGCUGGGAGGAGGCUGAAGCACUCACCAGGAGAAAGCUGAAUGAAGGAAACACCCAGUCAGGCACCUACGGGGGUCACCUCCUUGACAGCCGACGGGAGAUUGCAGACCUGAACAUACAGAUCCAGAAGUUGAGGUCCUGCAUCGUGUCCCAGAAGAGCCAGUGCCUGUACUUAGAGGAGCAUAUCAAAGAAGCAGGAGAGCAUGGCGAGAUGGCCCUCAAGGAUGCCAAAGCCAAACUAGUCAAGCUAGAAGAAGCUCUCCAGAAGAGCAAGGAGGAUAUGGCUCACCUGGUGAAAGAGUAUCAGGAGCUGAUGAACAUCAAGCUGGCUCUGGAUGUGGAAAUCCUCACUUACAGGAAGCUGAUGGAAGGGGAGGAGAGCAGCAUGGAGCAACCAAUACCCACAGUCAUCAGCACCGUCCACUCCAAGCCAAAGCACCCAGUUUCUGCCAGCACCUUGAGAAACUCUAAGCUGUUUGCAAGAGGAACAGGCAGCACCAAUGGUGAGAUGAAGCUAAAUGGUGGCAGCACAAAAAUGCUGCCCUCUAGAAGCCACAGUGACACCUCAGCGACGCCUGAAGCAGAUGCCUUCAGCAGCGGUGCCCGGCCAAAGCUCGGUUCCCUGCCCACCGAAGAAUACUUGGAGAAACAGAGCCCCACAGCAUAAACACAAAGCCUGUUGGCAUCUGUAGCCAAAUGAGGCCAAAGCACUUUCUCCUGAACUCAAGCCAAUGUCCGAGGGACAAAGGAUGAGGACCCACUCCAGGCUGUCUCUUUCAAGUUUGUCUUUACAACAUCCCAGUCAUCUCCGUUACCAGUUACGAGCAGAAUCCAACCCGGGAUUUAGAGACUCUCCCAUUCAGAUACCCACACCGACAUCUUCCUCUCUAGCUCUGUUUCCCCAGAGGAUUUGCAUUCACAACCUUUGAGAUCUACCUGUAGGAAACCUGGCAGGAGGGGCAAGUGUUAUUGCACAAGGUUUUAACACAGCAGCCAGAAACCAUCAGCCCAGCCAUUUUACCAGUAUUACAAAACCAUUCGCCCCGCUCCGUCCCUGCUCUGUGCGUGUCUGUGAGGUGGCCGCUGUCGUGGCUUUCAAAGGAAGCUUCAUUGAGCUUCCCAACCAAGCUGGUGGGGAGCUGCAGGUAAACAACCCGAGCCAGGUGGAUUUGCAUACCUGGUGACAAACAUGCUGGCUGUACUGGGGGAUCCUUGGCCACUUCAGAGUUUUUAACUGAUUUUACUGCCUUUUGGGUGGCCCCUCAUUCCUUCCCAUGCGACUAAAGCUAAAACUCCCUAAAACUUUUAUUUUCAGAGUCAUCUCUCUAGCAGAGAGCAUCUCCGCCUGUCUCACCUAAAGGCACUACAGACACACACCCCCGCCCCGCAUGGUUCUAGGCCCUAGAAAUGGGAUAAGCCCAACGAGCAGGACUUGUCUUUGUAUUUAUUGAACUUACAUUGCAGCUUUUACCUUGCCUGGCCGACACCAGCCACGUCACACCGCAGCUACUAGAGCUAACUCUGUAGAUGCCACGUCCCCCUGCGAGGAAGGUGGGGGGAAAUGUUCUGGCCUCAGCUCAGGCAUUACCAUGGCCCCCUUGCACAAUCAACAGAGACAGUGCCCUGCAGUAUUUUCCUUUACGAGGCCAGGCUCUGGCCUCAGCCACUGCCACACAGCCCUACUCGAGUUCCCAGAUUUGGAGUUCCCAGGAGGAGUUGUUCAGAGUCUCUUUGCAUAUUUCCACUGAGCGCAUUGCAGUAUUUCCACGUUUCUGUAGGAUAGACAACUACCAUAGCGUCUGUGUACCCAGAACACUUGCUCUCCAGGGU
Molecule: messenger RNA, 2733 nt
Organism: Chroicocephalus ridibundus (black-headed gull)
Lineage: Eukaryota; Metazoa; Chordata; Aves; Charadriiformes; Laridae
Gene: KRT80
Product: keratin 80
Exons: 9
Coding region: 77-1570 (497 amino acids)
Biological process (GO): keratinization; intermediate filament organization
Cellular component (GO): keratin filament
Molecular function (GO): structural constituent of skin epidermis
Source: RefSeq, a predicted model, not a curated record